CAGUGGGGAGGAGUCUUAUGCUUUAGGCCAGGACAGACCAAAGGACAAACAGACAGAACUGUAGAAAGAGAAAGUGGCUGAUAUCUGAAGAACCAAGAAUAAAAACACCUGAUUAUCCUUUCUGGAAGCAGAGAAUAAAGGAUAAUAAUAUUAGGCGUUGCUCACUCUCUCUGCUUCAGAGAUGGCAAUGUCUCCCACUGCCAUGGUGGCCCGCCGGGCUCUUGCUGCUGCAUCGCAUGGGAGCCACGAGGGAGGAGCAAAGACCUGGAAGAUCCUAUCCUUUGUAUUAGCACUGCCUGGUGUGGGUGUCUGCAUGGCUAAUGCUUACAUGAAGAUGCAGGCCCAUUCCCAUGACCCUCCAGAGUUUAUUCCAUACCCACACUUGCGCAUUCGAACCAAGCCAUGGCCCUGGGGUGAUGGAAACCACUCCCUCUUCCACAACCCUCAUGCGAAUGCUCUGCCCACCGGUUAUGAGGGUCCUCACCACUGAGCAGGUUGCCCUCUCCUGUCUUUGCUACACUGAGUGUCUCCCCGGAUGCGAGUCAACAGGGUCCCCAUUCCGCUGCAAUGACAGACAAUUUUUUUUAACACUUUUAACAGAAAUAAACCACUGUUUUCACUGAAAAGAGAAUUUUGUGUGUGUAUCGGAAUAAACAAAAAUCUGGUCAGACUA
Myxocyprinus asiaticus (Chinese sucker) is the source of this 673-nucleotide messenger RNA. Its product is annotated as cytochrome c oxidase subunit 6A, mitochondrial. Bases 182 to 490 code for a protein of 102 amino acids. The transcript is spliced from 4 exons. NCBI's taxonomy places the organism in Eukaryota, Metazoa, Chordata, Actinopteri, Cypriniformes, Catostomidae. Gene Ontology annotation, biological process: mitochondrial electron transport, cytochrome c to oxygen. Gene Ontology annotation, molecular function: enzyme regulator activity. Gene Ontology annotation, cellular component: mitochondrial inner membrane. The record is from RefSeq and is a predicted model, not a curated record.